CCAAUAUACACUAGAGCAAUGGGCUCGUUCGUCACUUGUCGAUAGAGGCGCAAGCAAGCACAAGCCAUGGCGCACGUAAGCGACGAAAGCCAACCGGAAACGCACGAUUUUGUCGGAAAAAUGACAAACGAGAGAAGAAAGACUAAAAAGCCUCUGAUGGAAAAACUACGACGAGACAGAAUCAACAACAGCUUGAAUGAAAUGAAGCUACUUGUUCUGGAAUCGCUAAACAAGGAUGUGUCUAGAUAUUCUAAAAUGGAAAAAGCAGACAUACUUGAGAUGACAGUGAAAUUUCUAAAGGAAGUCAACCGCCAAGAUAGCGCAACGAAUGGUGCGCAGUCCUGGUCCGAUUACAAAGCAGGCUACAAUCGACGCGGCGUGGAAGUUAUGCCAAACAUAUCAACCACCAAUACCCCAACAGGGGACCUCACGGGAAAGUUUUACACUCAUCUCACAAGUUGUCAUGGCAACGGACAUGUUCAAACGCAUCCUACAGCAGCAUUCAUACUGAACAAUGUAGCCCCAUCACUCUCUGGGACCCCUGUUGGAAUAGCUACGGGGAAGAUUCCAACAGUCGUUUGGUUUCCACUUCCAUCGCCACCACAAUCUCCUUCGAACACCAAAGCACUUUUCUGCCCUUCAAUGCCCGUCCAACUGACACCAGAGAAAUCAGGACACGAUUGCCUAAAAAGGACAGAGUCGCCGGCUGUUGCGAGCAAAUUAUCGCUCCCUGGCUCGGUCACCCCCGCUAUGUGGAGGCCGUGGUGAUUGCAGAAUUUGCUGAACUUGUAAAUAGUUUGAAUUACUUCCUAAGCAAGCACAGACCCGUUCCUAAUGACCAAUUAGAGCUCAGUCGACCAUACAAGAAGAGCUAUAUAUAGUAAUACUGUGAACCUCUACACUGGCUGACCGCGUUGUGUUAGUAGUCAGAUACAGUACAACUAGUAAAAAAUAUUUGGGGGUACUGCCGUAAAUAACAUGAAACAAGAUAUUUCUGGUAUAAUUUCUGGUAAAGUACAAGGAAUUUUCAUUUAUUUUUGUACAGAGAUACCUUAGAAAUGAGACGAAAAUAAUAUGUUUAUGUGGCUUAAAAGCAAAUUAACAUAUCUUUUUAUAAAGAUAAAUUACAAAUUACGAUAUAGGAUUUUGAAUCACUUCAUUUAGAUAUGGUGCGACACAUGGACACAAAUUGUUCACUAGUGAACAGAAAUAAAUACCAUUACGUUUUA
Messenger RNA from Nematostella vectensis (starlet sea anemone), 1229 nucleotides. RefSeq names its product transcription factor HES-2. Gene Ontology annotation, cellular component: nucleus. Bases 67 to 768 code for a protein of 233 amino acids. The record is from RefSeq and is a predicted model, not a curated record. The transcript has 4 exons. Gene Ontology annotation, molecular function: DNA-binding transcription factor activity, RNA polymerase II-specific; RNA polymerase II cis-regulatory region sequence-specific DNA binding; protein dimerization activity. Gene Ontology annotation, biological process: anterior/posterior pattern specification; regulation of transcription by RNA polymerase II; regulation of neurogenesis. NCBI's taxonomy places the organism in Eukaryota, Metazoa, Cnidaria, Anthozoa, Actiniaria, Edwardsiidae.